Messenger RNA from Aspergillus chevalieri, 999 nucleotides. RefSeq lists its product as uncharacterized. The record is from RefSeq and is a predicted model, not a curated record. The transcript has 2 exons. Lineage: Eukaryota; Fungi; Ascomycota; Eurotiomycetes; Eurotiales; Aspergillaceae. Gene Ontology annotation, molecular function: hydrolase activity, hydrolyzing O-glycosyl compounds; carbohydrate binding. Gene Ontology annotation, biological process: carbohydrate metabolic process. The coding region runs from base 1 to 999 and encodes 332 amino acids.
AUGGUCAACAUUGCGGGCCUCCUCGCCAGCUCUUGGCUCCUGUCUGGAGCCUACGCGGCAAGCUCUUCUACGAGUGCUUCAUACUCUCAAUUCACCAUCCCUGCCGCCGCAAACAUCGGUGCGAAUCUGAUUGCUAACAUCGAUGACCAUGAAGCUGUCAACGCUCAAUCAGUCUGUCCUGGCUACAAGGCUUCCAAUGUACACCAGUCAUCCAAGGGCUUCACGGCUACUCUGCAGUUAGCUGGAGCACCAUGCAACUCCUAUGGAAUUGACGUGGACUCCUUGGACCUCUCCGUUGAAUACCAGGCUAAGGAUCGGCUGAAUAUAUACAUCGUGCCCAGUCAUGUUGAUGCCUCGAAUGCGUCGUGGUAUUUCCUCAACGAGGAUGUCGUUCCGCGACCUAAGGUCUCUCCGAAUGCGUCUGCUGCGCAUAGUGAUCUGGCAUUGGAGUGGUCCAACGAGCCGUCUUUCAACUUCAAGGUUACCCGGAAGGCGACUGAUGACGUGCUUUUCAACACACAGGGUUCGGUUCUGGUCUAUGAGAACCAGUUCAUUGAAUUUGUGACCUCUCUACCGGAGGAUUACAACAUAUAUGGUCUGGGAGAGCAUUUCCAACAGUUACGGAUUCUGCAUAAUGCAACUCUAACUGCUUAUGGAUCUGACAAGGGUAACCCGAUUGACUCGAACCUUUACGGCAGCCACCCCUUCUACCUGGACACCCGAUAUUUCGAGCGGAGCAAGAAUGGCUCGUUCAUCCCCGUCAAGACCUCCGAGGCCGACCCCAAGAAGGAGUACAAGUCCUUCUCCCACGGCGUGUUCCUGCGAAACGCCCACGGCCUGGAGGUCAUUACGCAGCCUCAGAACCUGACCUGGCGGACCCUUGGUGGUAGCAUCGACUUGACCUUCUACUCCGGCCCAAGCCAGGCUGAGGUCACCAAGAACUACCAGGUCAGCACAGUUGGACUGUGUUACAGACCUUGCCGUAUCAACCUCACGUGA